AGAAAGAAGUGGACGCGGGAAUUUGUGUUGACAACUGUUAGCUAGUUAGCUUGUCGUUCUUUACGAUUUAUUGGCUCUGUAAAAAAAAUACAUUAAUAUUUUAAAAGUCUCAUUUAUAAACAAGGAAAUGUUAACUUUGAGAAUUUUCCAAACUGAGCCAGCUUGUCAGAUAAUGCUAGCUAGCUAGCUAACAACUCUAUUGAAAUCAAUGAGUAUUCAUCGCUUGGCUAAGCUAAGCUAAGCUAAGCUCAUAAACUAGCAAAUUUGUGGAGAAAAUUCAAGAAUAAACUACAGAAUAAACCCCACCGGCGGUGACGCUUUUUUUUUAUACAAUGGACCGAAAGAUGACGAAUUUGGGAAGAGCGAAAAAGAAACUUCGUUACUUUCAGUCAGAGGAAAGCACUCCAUGUCAUCUGAAGAUUAAAGAUGUCUUCAGUAUGAAAGACCUUGAUAAUAUUUUUGACGAUUUAGAUUCUGCUCCAGGGACGCCACUGCUCUCACCGCUGCCCAAGAGCCCGGGGUUAGAAGAGCAAAAUAAAGGAAGCCAUUCGAAGCCAUUCUCACCUUUCAGAAGGGAGAGCAGUCCCCUCAAGGGCUCAGAUGAUUUGGUAGCCGAAGCUGACAUUCAGGUGGACCAUUUAAACAAUAAAGGAAGUCCACUUGAAGAAAUUGCUCCUAUUAAGACCUCCAGUCCGAUUGAGCUGUUGGCAGUCGGACAUAUUGCAGAUAAUGCAGAAAAGCCUGAAACCUCUCCACUGCUAUUUGGAAUUGAGGAUGAGGAGCCAGUUGGUUUGAGCAAACAACUAAUGAAUCAGAGAGCAGAAUCUCCAAAGGUCAUUCCAUAUAGAGACAGUGAAUCAUUGGAGUCUCCUCCAGCACAGCUAAAGUUUGGAAAGCCCACAAAACAGAACAAUCCUGUAACAAGCGCAACACCACAAAAAGCACCAGAAGCACCAGAUCAAGUUUGCAAGACCUCAGCUACGGAACCUGAGGAUGAUUCGCAAACGGAUAGACACAUAAGUUUAUCUCCCAUAGUUUUGAUUCAAAAGCAUCAGCCUGAACCUCUUCCAGAGAGGCAACCUAACAAGCAGACACAGGAAGUGGCUGUGGAAGUUGGGCUUAAACAAUCGCUGUUCCAGAAAAAGCUUCGAAAUUCAUUACAACCUAAAGCUUCAGCUUUCAGGAAACAGGAAACUGUGAAACAACCAGCUUGCGCUCUUUCACCACAAGUUCAAGACGAAGAUUUCGUGAUUCUAGAAGACGACAGUCCCAUCCGGUUCACAAUUCCCAGGAAGACUGAGAUUAAAGAAAAACCUGCACCGGAGAAUAGGCCUGUGGAGCCGCAUGCGAAAGAGAAAGCUUCUUCAAAGGAGACCAAAGAAGCUGAGAAACUUGAAGAUGGACCCAAAAAGAAAAGAAAGGCAAAGUGUGGAAGGCCUAGUGAUUUUUCCACUAAAGACCUCAUGGUUCAGUCAGAGAGGGAGGACAAUGUCCACAAUGAUGUGGGAGGUGGAGAACAGAUCUGUCUUUCUCCAGACACCAAUCAAGAUGCUGAGAUACCUGGUGCCAUACCAGUUGUAACAGGUAAAAAGUUAACAAAAGGCAAAUCAUCCAAGACUGAACAGCAAUGCAGCAAAGAUGGUAAUGAUGUUUGUGCCAAAAUUCCAGCUGAAAAGCCUAAAGCCAAAACAAAGAAAUCGGCUAAAUUAGUUGCCAAUGCUAAUUCAGAGGAAGAAGAACCUGCGUCAAGUGUGAAGACAAAACCCACCAAAAUAAAAUCUGCCGUUAAGGCAGGUGUGUACGAGUCGACAGGUUUAAUCUCUGCAAAACCUAAGAAGCCAGAUGAAAGCAAGAGCGUGAUAAAAAAUAAGAAACGGGUUAAAGGGCGGAAUCUCGUGCCCGAGGUGCAAGAUGAAACUGAAUCAACACCGGACCCUGUUGUGCAACCGGAGGUUCAGGGCAUGAGUACAGUUAAAAAAGCAAAAGAGGUUUCAUCUAAACAGGCUAUAAAGAAGCCACGAACGGUAAAGAAGACCGAGAAAACUAAAGAAAUCAAGCAGCUUGUGUCCGAGCCUGAUGUUUCAGCAGAAGCUUCAGUAAGCAGCAAGAGAAAGAGAAAACCACCUGGAGAAUGGUGGCUCACACAACAUGAGGAAAACUUCAUGCAGGAGCAGCAAGAGGCAGUUCAGUCUUCAGUUGAUGUCAAAUCCAGAUGGAAAACCCAAAAGAAACCGCUCGAGCAAGAGUUAUCUACAACCUCGCAGGAAGUCCAGAAUAAGCCUGUUGCUGUUCAAAAACUGCCCAAAAAAGUGACAAAGUCCCCGGCUGCUAAAUCUCAGUCUGUUUCUGCUGCUUCCCGGAAAAGUCCUAAAUCACCAGGUGGCAGACGGAAAGCAAAGUCAGGAGCUCAUGAAAGGCGUGAAAUGACACAAGCUCUGGCGGUUGAAGAAGAGGCAAGUGAUCAUGAGGCUUCAGGGCAGCUCAGUCCGGUGGCAUGUAGUCCACUUCCCAGACAGCGCAGUGUUACUCCAGGAGAUAAAAGGGUGUUUGAUAAGAUCUACACACGGGAAGGUCAGAGUGGAUCAGCUCAGAAAUGUUCUCAAAUGCUACCUGACGAGCUGAAAAGUGUUCCUGUAAAACGUCAGAGAAAACCACCCCAGAACUGGUGGGAAGUUCCACAGUCUCAGGAACCUGUUGAGAGCGCUCUGUCUCCACGAACAUCUAGACCAGAGUUGGGACCUCCACAGAGUGUGUUUCCUCACAUGGCCAGUUUGCAAAAGACACUGGGUCGUGGCCAGAAAAAAAACAAAAUGAACAUGAUUAACACUCCCAAGACAGUCAAGAGAUCGUUGGCCACAUUUGAUGCCAUAUAUGAUACAGGGAAUUCGGGCCCCUCUACAGAGAGAGGACGUGGAGCGAGACAGAAGGGCCGCAGGAACUUGCUACACUCUCUGGAGGAUCAGUCAGAGCAGUCCAGUGAGAACAUACACAACGACUGUCAGCAGCAGGCGAGCAGCCACGCUACCUUUGACGUGUGUGUGAGUGGUGUUGUCUCAGAGUCCAGUGCUGCUUGGAGGAAAAGUAAUCCUCAAGCAUCAAGUGGAUCUAAGAGAGCAUCUGAUUAUGACAUUGCUUUCAAAAGUGGUCCUUCGUCACUAAUUGAGCUGGAACGGUAUGAAGAGCAUGAGGAUGCUGAAUUGCCAUCAUCUAGAAUAAUUCCUCAAACGCGAUUCACACCUCGUGUUCUGUCCGAAUGUGAUCUCUGUGGCCCUCCACUGAAGCCCAUUGUUCUUGAUAACGAAGACUGGGAUAACCUCUGCGUUUGGUUCACUCACAUCUGGCCAAACACCUCAAAAGAUAGUAAAGGCAUCAGCCCAGAUGACUUCCAUUGGCACUCUCAUGCCGGACGAGCCAUGGGUCAUAUGGUCGACCUUCAAAACAACACCUUCUCAAGUGGCAAGAUUUUACUGGGCUCGUAUAUGAAGAAACCUGCUCAGAUUGAUCAUAAUGCAGUUACUGUAUUUAACGUAGCAUCAAGUUGCGUGAAGGUGGAAAUCGAUGGCGUUAAAGAGGUCCACAAUUCAGGACAAACAUUUAUGACAGCUUGUGGGCAAUCCUACAGUAUUCACAACAUGUGCCAGGAGCCUGCGGUUUUGUGGUAUCACAGGAUGUUACCAAAUGAUACAGUGAACUGACAUGGCAUGACUGCAGGAAAUCAUGUCCUUUGGUACAAGUGUUCUAUGGAUAUGAUAAGCCUAAAAUAUUGAUGUUGUAACUUGAUGUAAAUAUAUUGUUGUAUUUUUAAAGUCAUGUGGAUUUGUAAAGCGCCUAACAGGCUUAGUGUUUGCCUUUAAAGGGACAGUUUUUUAAUGUAUAUAAGACUGUAGCACCAUUACAGAUGGUAUAAGAAAUGACAGUAUGAUUCUUAUUGUUAAACUUGUUAUUUAAAGCAGUGCAUCCUGUUUUUACUAUGACAGAAAGUUUGAUGCAAUUGUCAAAUAAAUUAAUUUGUCAGCAGGGGGCAUUGUAUCAUAA
Tachysurus vachellii is the source of this 4035-nucleotide messenger RNA. RefSeq lists its product as uncharacterized. Lineage: Eukaryota; Metazoa; Chordata; Actinopteri; Siluriformes; Bagridae. Bases 333 to 3695 code for a protein of 1120 amino acids. The transcript is spliced from 18 exons. The record is from RefSeq and is a predicted model, not a curated record.